CAAAAACCAGUUUGCAUAUAACAUCAGUAGACGAUGCAGAAUGUCUCCGAUCUAAAGAGCUCCUUUCGACCCCGAACAGUCACACUUCUUCUAAUUCAAAGUCCACCCGCAACAUCCCUCGAAGACAUACAGUAGGUGGCCCUCGCAGUUCCAAAGAAAUACUGGGAAUGCAAACCUCAGAAAUGGACAGGAAGAGAGAGGCUUUUCUUGAGCAUCUGAAACAGAAAUAUCCCCACCAUGCCACAGCAAUAAUGGGACACCAGGAGAGGCUGAGAGAUCAGACAAGAAGCCCAAAGCUGUCUCAGAGCCCACAGCCCAAUCUGAGUGACCAGACUGAACACCUCUCUGAAGCAUCUGCCGAUUCCUUAGAGGCCAUGUCUGAGGGUGAUUCUCCAACCCCCUUUUCGAGGGGCAGCCGCACGCGGGCGAGUCUUCCUGUUGUGCGGUCAGCAAACCAAACAAAGGAAAGAUCACUGGGUGUAUUAUAUCUUCAGUAUGGAGACGAAACAAAGCAGUUGAGGAUGCCGAAUGAAAUCACAAGCACAGACACAAUUCGUGCCCUUUUUGUAAGUGCCUUCCCCCAGCAGCUGACAAUGAAAAUGCUGGAAUCACCUAGUGUCGCCAUUUACAUCAAGGAUGAGAGCAGAAAUAUAUACUAUGAAUUGUGUGAUGUGAGGAAUAUUCAAGACCGAUCUUUCCUUAAAGUUUACAACAAAGAUCCUGCACAUGCAUUUAAUCAUACUUCCAGAGCUGUAAAUGGAGAUAUAAGGAUGCAGAGGGAAAUUGCUUAUACAGGACGAGAUGGCCCAAGCGCUUCCCGCCCCGGAUCUGCCACGCACCCUCUGCACGCGAUGCCCAGCUCUCCGCCCUCCACCCCGGUGCCCCACUCCAUGCCUCCCUCUCCGUCCAGGAUUCCCUAUGGCCGGCCCAUGGGUGUGCCUGGCAAUGCCACCAUCCCCAGGGACCGGCUGUCCAGCGUGCCAGCCUCGCGCUCCAUAUCGCCCAGCCCCAGCGCCAUACUGGAGAGACGGGACGUCAAGCCAGAUGAGGACAUGAGUAACAAAAACCUAACCCUGAUCCGAAAUGAAGGUCUGUACGGUGACCCUUACUUGUUCCACGAGGGGAGGAUGAGUGUGGCUGCACCCCACUCCGGACACCCCCUCGAUGUCCCUGAUCACAUUGUAGCCUACCAUCGCGGUGCCAUGAGGUCGUCAAGCACUUACUGCAACCCCUCUAUGCAGCCUGAAAUGCUGGAGCAGUCCUUGUACAGACAAAAGUCACGAAAGUACGCGGAGAGCCAUUUGCCCACCCUCGGCUCUAAAACACCUCCUGCCUCACCCCACAGGGUGGCUGACAUGAGAAUGAUUGAUAUUCAUCCUCACCAUGGCACUCACAUUCCCUCCCACACCAUCCAGCCUGACAGGUCCUCCCCCAGCCGCCAGUCCUUCAAAAAGGAGCCAGGACUGCCUGUGUUUGUGGAUGCAAAAGCACGGAGCGCGAUCGGCCUCCCAGGCAUGGCCGAGGUAAUGCCCUCUCCAGUGGACAAGCAGGCUUUUGGCUAUGGGUCACCUGUGAUGCCCAAAGACAAGGAGACAAGAGAGAGGAUACAAGCCAUGGAGAAACAGAUUGCCAGUUUAACUGGUCUUGUUCAGUCUGCGCUUUUUAAAGGGCCAAAUACAAGUAAUAGCAAAGAUGCUUCUAGUGAGAAGAUGAUGUUGAAAAUUGUGUCCAGCAAAAGCAGUGUUGACACUGCAGGUGCUGCUAACAUCUCUGUGGGGAAGAAUGCACUGGCAACUGUGGAGUCUGCUGUCAUCCAUCACCCUGCUGGAGCCUCAUCAAUGCAAGUCAGUCUGCAUGGCAUGAAACGCAACGUGUCGGAUCUGCGGCUGCAGCUGCAUCAGAUGAAGCAGCUACAGCUGCAGAACCAGGAGAUGCUGAGGGCAAUGGUGAAGAAAGCAGAGCUGGAAAUCAAUGGCAAAAUGAUUGAAACAGUGAAGAGGCUUGAAGAUCCUGUGCAGCGACAGCGCAACCUGGUGGAACAAGAAAGGCAGAAAUACCUCAACGAGGAAGAAAAAAUUGUGAAGAAAUUAUGUGAGCUGGAGGCAUUUGUUGAAGACCUGAAGAAGGAUUCUGCUGCUUCCAACAAGACAGUUACACUGAAAGAUGUUGAAGAUGGGGCCUUUCUUUUGCGUCAAGUAGGAGAAGCUGUUGCCACCCUGAAAGGAGAGUUCCCAACAUUGCAGAACAAAAUGCGUGCAAUCCUCCGGAUUGAGGUAGAAGCCGUGAGGUUCCUGAAGGAAGAACCACACAAGCUAGACAGCUUGUUGAAACGUGUGCGCAGCAUGACCGAUAUCCUUACCAUGCUCAGGAGACAUGUUACAGAAGGACUUCUGAGGGGUGUGGAUCCAUCCCAAGCCAUGCAAUAUUCUGCUAUGGAAAAGUCCACUGCAGCUGACACUCUGAAAAACCAAGAGGAGCACAAGCCUGCCCAGGGACAUGCACAGCAAAACCUCACACAAAUCACAUCAGAGUCCCAGGUGUCAUCUGUCAAGUCAGAAGUUAUCCCCUUCUCCACCAUGACUGUCCAUCACGUGCAGAGCUCCCCUGUUGUCAUCCAUCAGUCUCAGCACUCGUCAGCCCUGGUCAAUCAUGCCCAGGGUUCACCUCCUGCAGCCAGCCAUGGUGAAGGUGUGCCAGCAGGUGGUCACCUCUCAGCCACCCCACCAGCCCUCCUGCAAGAGUCCACAACAGGAUCCCAGCCCACACAAGCCACACCAGCACCACAGGUCUCUGUCAAUGGCACUACCAUGCAAAGUCUUUUCAUUGAGGAAAUUCACAGUGCAAGUACCAGAAACCGAGCUGUAUCAAUUGAGAAAGCUGAAAAGAAAUGGGAAGAAAAAAGACAAAACCUUGAUCACUAUAACGGAAAGGAAUUUGAAAAGCUCUUGGAAGAGGCCCAGGCCAAUAUAAUGAAGUCAAUUCCUAACCUGGAGAUGCCUCCCCAGCCAGCAGCCCUGCCUAAAGGGGAUGCAGCAGAAAAGCUGGAAGUCUCAGAAGAGGUUCCUGAUGGAGAACAGGAUAAUGACAAGGUGACUAAGUCUCCACCUCCUCCACCUCCACGGCGCAGUUACCUGCCAGGGUCGGGACUAACCACAACGAGAUCAGGAGAUGUCGUCUAUACAGCCAGAAAAGAGGCUGCUGCUGUCAAGGAAUGCAGUGAAGAUGCUGGGCAAAUAGCACAAUCCAAAGCCCCUAAAGAGGAUCAGGCACUGUCUCGGAGCACAGGGCAUGCUGUAGCAUCAGCUGCAAAAGAUGAAGAGGAAGAGGAAGGAGAUAAAAUAAUGGCAGAAUUACAG
Acanthisitta chloris (rifleman) is the source of this 3356-nucleotide messenger RNA. RefSeq names its product sickle tail protein homolog. Gene Ontology annotation, cellular component: cytoplasm. The annotation marks the transcript as partial. The record is from RefSeq and is a predicted model, not a curated record. The transcript is spliced from 15 exons. NCBI's taxonomy places the organism in Eukaryota, Metazoa, Chordata, Aves, Passeriformes, Acanthisittidae.